This is a messenger RNA of Neohortaea acidophila, 1673 nucleotides long. RefSeq lists its product as uncharacterized. The record is from RefSeq and is a predicted model, not a curated record. The coding region runs from base 372 to 1409 and encodes 345 amino acids. NCBI's taxonomy places the organism in Eukaryota, Fungi, Ascomycota, Dothideomycetes, Mycosphaerellales, Teratosphaeriaceae. The transcript has a single exon.
UGCAGAAGCGCUUUGUCGAGUUCGAGGAGUUUGCCGCCUCGUCGUUCCUUGACUCUUGUGACAAUGUCCUGGUCUUCUUUGGUGGGCAUCUUCGGGUCAUCGUUGAUGUAUGGGAGCCGCAUGGUGGCGUGAGUGGAGGAGGUGAGGUGGCGGGGGUGUGACGUGAGGAGAAGGAAGGGACGGGCGAGUGGCACUCGAGGAAGAUGAGAGACGAGAGGCAUGGGUGGAAGUUGAUGAAUUGAUCGGGCAAGUUGUAGCCCUUCGCACCCCACCUUGAGCGGAGCGAUAUCGGCGGCAGCAAUGGCAAGUCUGCCGAUUGUGCUUCGUCGCUGCGGCCUCAAGAAAUUACUGCCAGGCGUUGACCUGGAUAGAUGGCGACCCGCGGCAGGAAGCCACACAAGGGAAACCGAGAGCCAACUCUUGACCGAAGGCCUUUGAUCGAGGAAUCCACAGUCGACUUCAGCCUUCAGCAAAAAUGCCUCGACAUCUUCCGUGAUGCACUCCAGCCCAGUCAAGAUGAUGCCCAAGCUGUCCAAGAGGUGAAAGGCCAUCUCUACGAUCGCAACUUCUCCGCGGCAUUCGGCAGAGACGAGUACCUACGAGUGUAUGCUUCAAGAUGGAGUCCGAGUCGAGCGCUGGCGUACGCAGAAAUCUUCAGUCACGUCACACCAAAUCUGUCCACACGGCUGUCCCGCAGCGGAGAGGAUGGUGCUUGCUCCUUCAAUGUGGUGUGUAUUGGAGGCGGAGCAGGAGGAGAGUUGGUCGGCCUGGCCGGUUGGUUUCAUGCCUGGCUGGAUCAGUCCGUGUCUGCCGCCUCGCAUCAACAUCUUCACGUCCGCCUAAUUGACGUUGCGGAUUGGGCGUCCAUCACGCAGAUUUUGCACAACGCCAUCACCACCCCUCCCAAGCUUUCCGAGUAUGCAUCUCAGGCAAAGAAGGAAGCGAAUGUGGCCUUGCUGCAAAGUACAAGCAUAUCAACUGGAUUCCACCGCACCGAUGUGCUGGAACCGCAAACAGAAGCAUUGGUGGAUUGCCUACGCUCGGCAGAUCUGGUAACGUGCAUGUUCACCCUGAACGAGCUGUACUCUGCCUCCAUGCCGAAAACGCAGCAGCUUCUUCACACCAUCACGGAUACUGUCAAGAGCGGAGCCCAUUUUCUAGUUGUCGACAGUCCCGGCUCAUACUCGACUGUCUCGGUGAAUGGGUCGGAGAAGAAGUAUCCGAUGCAGUGGCUGCUGGAUUAUACUUUGCGCCAGCCUGGACAGCAGAAACAAGACGACAAAUGGCAACGACUGGCUUCGGAAGAGUCUAGAUGGUUCCGCCACCCUCUAGCCUUGCAGUAUCCAAUCGACCUGGAGAACAUGCGAUAUCAGAUUCAUCUGUACCGGCGCGCCGAUACCGGAGGGUGAAAUGACCACCAUGGUGUCUGUCAUACACAUUCUUCAGCCAACGGCGCUCACACAGCAUCGGGCAAGGCUGCAGGUCCGCGGACCAAACAACAGUCAUUCAAUAACGGUGGAGGUGAGAUUGAUCAAGCCGCGGCAUGAUGGUUGCCGCAUCUCAACACGCCGAGCCUCGGCCGGACAUGACAUCACUUUCGUCAUUUUGGAUAGAGCAUCUUCAACUUCUUUUCCCAUACACGGGAUGAGUCCUCAAAUUACAUCAAACCGAGC